Molecule: messenger RNA, 4671 nt
Organism: Talaromyces stipitatus ATCC 10500
Lineage: Eukaryota; Fungi; Ascomycota; Eurotiomycetes; Eurotiales; Trichocomaceae
Product: TORC1 growth control complex subunit Kog1, putative
Exons: 6
Coding region: 1-4296 (1431 amino acids)
Biological process (GO): TOR signaling; cellular response to amino acid stimulus; positive regulation of cell growth
Cellular component (GO): TORC1 complex; cytoplasm
Molecular function (GO): protein binding; protein-macromolecule adaptor activity
Source: RefSeq, a predicted model, not a curated record
AUGAGAGACCCGGAUCUUAUCAUGGAGCACAGCAACCAUAACGGGGAUACUCAGUCAGGACCGGCGCCCACUGUCAACGGGAUUCGGAGAAACCAGAAUCGGUCGGUUCGAGUAAGCUUUGAACCAGGUCCAGACUCCGUUAUUCCAUCACGCGACCGCUCGCCCACACCACUGAAUAGCCACCAUCGAUCACUCACCGAAGUAGAGCCUCAGGAAUCCUCAUUAGCACAACCGCGAAAAGACGGGUCAUCUAAUGAUAGUAAUGGCUCCGCAGCAACAGAAAAUCCAAGUCGACCUUCCUUGGGCGGUCGUCCAGGUACACUUCAACGCGCAAAAAGUGACUACGGACCUAGAUCAGUGAUGAGCAGUCAAGCUACGACCAACGAGGAGGAUGACUUUGCCAUGAGGCAUGGAUGGCAAGAAGAAUAUACCUCUACCGAGUAUUUGAAACUACUCCAUUCUAAUUUCUAUAUGUACUUCACUGAGAAACGACAUGAAACAAGCGGUCUUCCACGAGAGCCAGCUGGAAGCUGGGCAAUUCAGGAGUGGCGGAUGAGAGAUCGUUUAAAGACAGUGUCCGCAGCACUGGCGAUUUGUUUGAAUAUUGGCGUCGAUCCUCCAGAUGUUGUGAAGACAAAUCCUUGCGCGAAGCUAGAAUGUUGGGUAGACCCUACUUCCACAACAGGCGGGCAGAAUAAGAUGAUGGAGCAGAUUGGGAAGAAACUGCAGGAGCAGUACGAGAAUCUCAGCUUGAGAACGAGGUACAAACAAUAUUUGGAUCCAUCCGUGGACGAGACCAAAAAGUUCUGCAUUUCUCUUCGUCGAAAUGCAAAAGACGAGAGGGUUCUCUUCCAUUACAACGGUCAUGGUGUUCCAUUGCCCACCCAGUCAGGAGAAAUCUGGGUCUUCAAUAAGAAUUACACCCAGUACAUUCCAGUAUCUCUAUACGAUCUUCAAUCUUGGCUCGCAGGCCCCAGUCUGUUUGUCUUUGAUGUAUCUCAUGCUGGAAAUAUUAUACAAAAUUUUCACAGCUUUGUCGAGAAACAUGAACGGGAGAAUCUUGAAGCCAAGAAGAGGGAUUCCAAUGCGCCUAUUCAGAACUACGGCGACUGCAUCUUGCUAGCGGCUUGCCAGAAGAACGAAACACUCCCGACAAACCCCGACCUUCCCGCUGAUCUCUUCACCUGUUGCCUCACUACACCUAUUGAUAUUGCACUGCGGUAUUUCAUCCUCCAGAAUCCCCUCGAUGUCAACCUAAAAUUAGAAGAUUUCAAGAUUCCUGGGCGUUUGCAGGAUCGAAGGAGUCCACUCGGCGAAUUAAAUUGGAUCUUCACUGCCAUUACCGACACCAUUGCUUGGAAUACUCUACCCCGGCCUCUAUUCAAGAAGCUCUUCAGACAAGAUCUGAUGGUUGCAGCUCUUUUCAGAAACUUCUUACUGUCUGAGCGCAUUAUGCGAACUUACCAAUGCCAUCCCAUGUCGUCUCCAAAGCUGCCCGAAACUCAUAACCAUCCGCUCUGGCAAAGCUGGGAUCUUGCAAUCGAAAUGGUUCUCAAUCAACUUCCAGCUUUGAUUGAAAGCGAGGAAGGUCGAAGACAGUACGAAUAUCAACAUUCCACUUUCUUUGCCGAGCAAUUGACAGCAUUCGAGGUCUACCUGUCUUCUGGGCCAACCGAGAAGAAUCCUCCGGAUCAGUUACCGAUCGUUCUACAGGUAUUACUAAGCCAAGCUCAUCGCCUAAGGGCUUUGAUUCUUCUGAGUAAGUUCCUUGACUUGGGCCCUUGGGCUGUCCACUUGGCACUUAGCAUCGGGAUUUUUCCCUAUGUCGUCAAGCUGCUACAAUCGGCCGCUCAGGAAUUGAAACCUGUUAUGGUUUUCAUUUGGGCUCGAAUUAUGGCUGUGGAUCAUUCUGUGCAGAAUGAUCUUUUGAAAGACAAUGGCAUUCAUUAUUUCAUCACUAUCUUGAACCCUACUUCGCCCAUUCCAGUCGGCAAUGCAAGCGAACACCGAGCAAUGUGCGCCUUUAUAGUCUCAAUAUUCUGCAAAAACUAUCCUCAAGGCCAGAAUGUUUGCCUUUCUGCUGAACUUUUCGACUCUUGUUUAAACCAUCUUAUGGAUGUGGAAAAUCCGCUGCUCCGGCAAUGGUCCUGCCUAUGCCUGAGUAUGCUAUGGGUAGACUUCCCAGAUGCAAAGUGGAUGGGUAUACGUUAUGCUGCACCACAAAGGUUGUGUGAGCUGUCUCUCGAUCCUGUCCCUGAAGUGCGCGCUGCGAUGCUGCACGCACUCACCAAUUUCCUCGGCAUUCCGGACUUGACGGACCAAGUUGGCAAAAUCGAGGAGUUUAUUGCCAUGGCAGUUCUUCCAAUGGCAGCUGACGGCAGUGUUCUUGUAAGGAAGGAGCUUUUGGUUUUCUUCUCUACAUUCGUUAAGCGAUACGAAAACAAGUUCCUUGUUGCUGCAUACGAGGAGCUUGUGGAGGAGAAGCACUCAUUGCUUCGCCGGGCACAGAAAGAGCCACAACAGCUUGCACUGCUUGGUGAAAGUGCCGACGACUCUGAUGAGAAGCCUCAUUUUCUGUCGCGUAACACAACUUUUGGAACGAUAUGGAAGCAACUUUUGAUUCUGUCUGUGGAUCCCCAUCCAGAAAUUGCUCGAGACGGCAGUACUGUCGUAGACUAUAUUCAUUACGCUCUGUUGCAAUCUCCCAUGGCCUCAAUGGCUAACAAAGCUCGUGACGAAAUUAUGGACAUUGCAUCUCGUCUAAAUUUGAACAAGCCACAACUCGCAGAACCGGUGGAAUUCAAAAUGACGCAUCCCGCCCCUCCAGCUCAGCCUCAACCUAAAAAUGAGGGAUAUUUCUCCUUGAGCAUGAGACGUACCGCUAGCGUCGCGGCAUCACUCAAGAAUCUUGCCUUCGGCCCAUCCACUUCAACUGACCAAGAACCUUCAUCACCAUCUUUGUCUCAACAUAAAGCAUCGCCUACCAAGAACAGGCCACCCAUGACUCCUCGGGGCCGGGCCCCACCUGAAUGGACUCGUCCCCCUGAGGUGAAUGAUCAAGUAGCUCCGGCGACAGCAUAUCAUCAAGCGCCGGCUCCUCUUUCCAGAGGGUUUGAGUCAAGAGAUCUCAAUGUUCCUCCGUCUAUACCACUCAAGAGCCGUUUCUUGGAUUGGUCUACAGAGUACUUCCGCGAACCGCAGAUGAAGCCUAAUGAGCCUGACGAGCCAGGCAGUGCCGACUACAAUGAACGUCUCUGGCGCAGAAGUCGGAACGAGAAAAUCAUAGCCGAAACUCAGCCUCUCAAGGAGAAAGCUGGAAGCAGUCGGUGGCAAAGUUCGACGGCACUGUUAACAAAUGACAGCCAGCCUAUGAAGAUGACGUUUCACCAGUUCGAGGAUCAUCUCGCUAUUGGCGAUGAUCGUGAUACUAUUUCAAUAUGGGACUGGCAACAGAACCAGUGCCUUAAUAGAUUUUCGAACGGCAAUCCUCCCGGGUCGAAGAUCAACGAAAUCCGUUAUAUCAAUGAAGACGACCAGGCACUGUUGAUGACGGGAUCUUCGGAUGGAGUUUUGAAGGUUUACAGGAAUUACGAGAGACACAAGAAGAUCGAGAUUGUUACUGCAUUCCGAGCUCUACCAGAACUUAUACCAAGCAAUAGAAAUGCGGGCCUGGUCUUUGAUUGGCAGCAAGGUCAGGGCAAGGCUCUUGUUGCAGGUGAUGUUAAAGUCAUUCGAGUGUGGAAUGCUGCUACAGAAGUCUGCACGAAUGAUAUAUCUGCACGAUCCGGUUCUUGCAUUACCUCUUUGACGUCUGAUCAAGUUGCAGGAAAUAUCUUUAUUGCAGGAUUUGGAGACGGCGCAGUUCGCGUUUUCGACCAGCGACUCAAGUCUACGGCAGCUAUGGUCAAGGUAUGGCGAGAACACAAGCAAUGGAUCACAAACGUACAUAUGCAACGCGGGGGUGUGAGAGAACUAGUAUCUGGAAGCCGAAACGGAGAGAUUCGGUUAUGGGAUCUCCGCAUGAACGAUCCAAUCAAUACGAUCCAUGCCACCAAGGAUACUCUGCGAACGUUGAGCGUUCAUGAGCACGCCCCUGUUUUUACAGUUGGAACGAACCGACACGAAGUCAAAACGUUCAACGUCGACGGCACAUUCCUAUCCAACUUUGAGCCAUACUCGAGUUUCCUUCAUCACAACCGCUCGUCGCCCAUAUCCGCCACGGCGUUUCAUCCACAUCGUACACUUCUUGCUUGCGCCGCCCUGCAAGAUAAUCACAUUAAUCUAGUCUCCUGCUAAAGCAUCUACACUGGUUCUGCGAUUUGCUUUUCUUCUUGUCUUGUGGUCUUGCAGCCUGGCGCUUAUGAUGUUGUCUUGCUUAUACUAUGGGCUGCAUAUUAUUAAUUUCUAUUUAUAUUUACUCAUGACGGCGUUUCUUCUUCAUUUGCUUCGCAUGGUAUUGGUAGAUGGGCAAGGUAUGGCUUGGCAAUGAAUCUUUUCGUGUCCUAUUUUCCUGGCUAUCGAAUUUUUUUUUUUUUUUCACAUUCUGUUUCACUCGUAACUCAUUACACUAUAUCCAUUUUCUUUUAACUACUUUACUUUCUUCGAACUCUUCUAGAUUAAGCAGAAAAUGUAUACAUAGAGCUCUCUCAAAUUCUUACCACUAUAGUUCCC